AUGAUGAUGAUGAAGGCCGAGGAACCGAUUCGAGAAUCCCAGAGGUCCUGCACAGCCAAAAAGAAACUGUCAAGAAGAGCAAAGUCUGGCGGGAGCACUUUUGAGGCCAUCAGUCUCCUUAAGAGCCACCAGUUCUACCGGGAGGCCAUUGCUUUAGCCAGAGCCAGACUCCAGCCGGACGAUCCAGUGCUAAAAGAUUUGUACAUGAGCUGGGCUGCGGUGCUAGAGAAGGACGGACACUACGCCACUGCUGCUAAAUGUUACCUGGCCACAGACUCCAGCUUUGAUGCAGCUAAAGUGAUUGGGAAGAAAGGGGAUGUGACAUCACUGAAGACGGCGGCUCACCUGGCACAGAUAACAGGAGAAACAGAGCUGGCACACUCCCUCUCUCUGAGGUGCGCCAAAGACCUGAUUGCCACCCAGGACUGGAAGGCAGCACAGGACGUCCUGAGGACACAAGACUCACUUUUGGGUCACCGGCUGGUGUUCAGUGUGAAUGAGAUUCUCACUCAGAGACUGGCGGACACAGAUGUGGUCAGCUGGAGUUCGUCAUCUUCCCACUGGUGGUCUUCGUCGCGCGAGGAGGUCUUCUUCUCGGCGGUGUUCAGAGUGUGGCAGAGAGAGUUUGGAGUGGAUCCUGCUGACGUUCACAAACUGCAGACUCUCCAUCAACAGCUGAAAGCCAUCGAAAAUCCUCCGCUUACCACUACUGGACCCGUCAAACAAUUGUUAUCUCACAUCUCAUUGGACGUGACGCUGUGUGCCCUGAGUGAGCUGUUGUGUGAUUGGUCGUCUGUUGUCGAGCAGUUGUUGCGGGCUCUGAGUCGAGCUUCAGAAGCGGGAAACUUCACACUGAUGGCAGAGCUGAGCCUGCUGCUGUUUCCACAUGGUUUGGAGUCGGUGGCGCUUUACAAACAAAAACUAGACCCAUCUGAUGAGAGAAGCUUGUCGAUUUCUCAAAGCGUUGAGGCUUUCGUCUGUUAUCCGUUCAUGUAUGAGAAAUGGUGGACGUCAACGUCGACCAAUGACGCCAUCAGCAACGGUCACCAUUUAACUCUGAACGACGGCGAUGAAGAGAAGCGUAACGGAGAAGCUCAAUCUGAUGGCUUCUGGAAGAUUCUUCUCUCUGAAGCUCACGCUGAUCUGCAGGCCAACCAGAGAGCCAUAGCGGAGAUUCAGAAGAGAGUCAGCAGCCUGAUUCAGCAGCACAGCAGGUGUAAAGACCCAGAGACAUCUCUGGAGGGAUCUGCUGGAGGAACGGGCAGCGAGUCUCUCUCUGUGCUGACCGCACAAGUUGCUGAACACCAUAAAGCUCUCGCUGCCGUCCCGGAACACAUCAGGAAACACCCUUUUCCGGAUGUGAUGGAAUGUUGUAUUGUUCUUCUGCACAUGGAAAAACACUUUAAUCUGAUUCCACAACACAUCUGCUCUGAAGCCACAGCUUUAUUGCGCAAAUAUGGAACUGCAGAGUCUCUUAGUAAAGCUGUGAGGAGACUCAUACACUGACACCUACUGGCUAAUUAGCACUUCCUGUUUUGAUAUGCAGAUAUGUACUAUUCACUUUUGACUAAUGUAUGAAUUAAAUAAAAACAUUCUCCCACAAUUUACUUGUUACAAAAAGCAAUACCUUUGUCAAACACACCAUUCAGGCUGGAAAUGUUUAGCAUUGUUAUAUCCGGAGGCAGGUGGGAAUGUUUGGAGGACUAAUGCUGCAUCUAGACACCUUGAAUGAGGAUUUUCCCCACUUUGUCCACAUUGCUGCUUUAAAGGAAGAGUUCACCUAAAACUGUCAUCAUUUGUUCCAAACUUGUUUGACUUUGUUGAACACAAAAACUGUUUUCAAGAGUUCACACUUAGAUGUUGCUUGGCUCCUGCUAGGUCUUUUAGCAUGUAAGGUGGUCCGAGAUCAGGUAGGUCUUGAGAGCUCCCCCUAGUAAAGGAAAAGGUGGAGAUGGGGUGAAAGGGGGGGAAAUUCUUCCAAAACUAAGAUUCGGCUGUAGGGUGAAAUUGUCUAUUUAUGGUAGGCUUGGAUCAAUCUGAUUGGAUUAUUACUGAUCACAGAUGGGAGACCAGCCACGAUCAAUCAUAUCACAGGCUCCUCUCGAAAUCAGUUAAAAAACUAAAGAAAGCUGGAAACAUGGAACUAUUGACGUCCACAGUUGUUGUUUCUACUAUGGAAGUAAAUGGUUACAGGUUCAGCUUUCUUCAAAAUGUCAUCUUUUGUGGUCAACAGAAGCGAGUUAGUUUGAAAUCACUUGAGGAAAAAGUGAGUAAAUGUUCAUUUUUGGGUGAACUAUCCCUUUAAGUUGGACAUCUGAGUUAUGAACUCUGCAGAUCGAACAACCAAGACUUCAGCAAAACAUAAUUUGACAUCAGAGAUGGCAGCUAAUUCUGCUUCAGUGAGACUUAUAGAUACGGGAUGAAAUUAGAAUCAAUAUUAUUUGCAAAUGCACGCUCUGUCAUCCACAUGCUCUGUUAAUGUUGUAAAUGCAGUUGUAUAUCCACAAAUGAAUGGCUUUCCACCGGAGUCUGUCAAUUGAAGCUUUGCGCAAACAUAAACAUGUUCGUAAAAACAUAUGUUUUGCAUUCAUGCAUCUUAAUUUAAAUUUGACUGACUUUGUUUUUUGUGUGACUGAAUUGUAGGCAAUAGCUCGGUUUCCAGAAAUUUAAAAUUUAUGUGCAAGGAGAAUCAAAGAGAACAAAAUCGACAUCCUGAAAAACUGGCACCAAAUAUCAACAGUAAAAACAGAAUUUACUGUGGUAGAAGAAGCUGCGAGAAUCUUCAGAGGACUAUGCCGACACAAUAAACAGACGCUCUGGGGGUCAUUAACAAUAUAAUAACACUAAAGGUGCGGUCACACUUGACUUUUCCUUCCAUAGACUUCCAUUCAUACGCACGCGAAUGCGUCAGACCGGAAACGCGGGGUCAUGCGUUAAGUUUCGCAGGUUGCUGCAGUGCAAAGUUCAAGCUUGGUGAACUCUAACCUGCUAAAUCGCAUCACUUGACUGCAUGAGACCAAUCGAGGAUCAAAACAGCACCUCUCUGGGCAGAAAUUUAAAACAUGGAGCAAUCGCUGCCUUUUUUUAAUGUCUAAUCAUCUUGUUUAAUCCCGCCCCUUUUCGCAGCGCCGCACGACAGAAUUUCGCACACACAAAGCGCAGUGUGACCGUAGCUUAAUACUGAGAUGGUUCAGGCGUUUUAGAAUGAGCUAAACAAAGUUUCAGAUGUUUUACAGUGUGCUCAGCCUGCUGGUUUGUCCGUUCUUUGAUAUUUGUAUCAUCACAUGAUCUUUUAUAACAAACCUUUUUAAUACACAUACUGGAAUUUGUUCGGUAAAAGUGUUUCCAUUGUUUCCAGUUUAUGCACAUCUUUUCUUAUCAAAUAAAAACUAUCCUACUCGGUUA
Molecule: messenger RNA, 3405 nt
Organism: Danio aesculapii
Lineage: Eukaryota; Metazoa; Chordata; Actinopteri; Cypriniformes; Danionidae
Product: gem-associated protein 5-like
Exons: 9
Coding region: 1-1506 (501 amino acids)
Source: RefSeq, a predicted model, not a curated record